AUGGACAGUAUGAUGUGGAAAGAUUCGAAACUCGACAGAGACAGAGAGGGCCCCGACUCGCAGCUGUAUCUUGGUGCGCGUUGUGAUAUAGAGUUCAUCUGUUACCGUUUGCAUCGCCCGGUCAGGAUGAACGCCGCUGCUGCUCCUGCUGCUCCUGCUGCUACUACUGCUGCUACUGCGACCACGACUGCGACUGCUCCUGCUGCCCCUGAGCUGGACCUUGAGCGCAGCGAGUUAUGGGAAAGUUUGAUUCUCGUGAGCGGUCCGAGUAGCAGAGUCAGGAAGUACGUCGGUGCCAAGGCAUUGCCAAGGCUCCCCUACGCUAGCUUCCACCCAUUGUCAGCGCAAACAAUGUCCGCUCCGGCCCCAGAACCGCAGCAGCAGCAGCAGCAGCAACAGCAACAGCAACAGCAACAGCCGCCAGAGGUUGCCGCGCCGCCAGCCGCAACUGAGGCUCCUCGCCCGGUGAUUGCCGCUGAUGACAAUCUCUCUUGUCAGUGGGACAAGUGCUCUGAACGAUGCCCAUCCGCCGAGGCGCUCUUUGAACACAUUUGCGAGAAGCACGUUGGCCGCAAGAGCACCAACAACCUCAAUCUCACCUGUGGUUGGAAUCAAUGCCGUACCACCACAGUGAAACGUGACCAUAUCACGUCCCAUAUCCGAGUCCAUGUUCCCUUAAAGCCACACAAGUGUGAUUUUUGUGGAAAGGCCUUUAAGCGUCCUCAAGAUCUGAAGAAGCACGUUAAGACCCACGCCGACGAUUCGGUUCUCUUGCGCUCCCCAGAACAACAUGGAGGUCAGAGCUCCGGAUACAGACAGGGUGGCAAAGCGACCGGCGGAGGCUAUUAUGAUCACCACGCCCCUCAGAUGCAUCCGGGCUCCGCCCCCAACUAUGGCCACCACCCUGCCCACAACGGCUAUUAUGCCCCGCAACAACCAAGCAACUACGGUCCAGUCUACUACCCCGUCGGCCAUGGGGCAGACGUGGGAGGGCAUGGCGCCUAUGACCGAAAGCGAAACUUCGACACGCUCAACGACUUCUUCGGUGAUGCCAAGCGCAGACACAUUGAUCCCACCUCCUACCAUCAAGUGAGUCAACGCUUGAUGGCUCUCGCCGGCAUCCCAAUCCACGGCGGGGGACUGGACUACAUGCACGCUGCCCCACAGAUGGUUUCGGUGGACGGCCACCACGGAGGUCACGGUGGUCCCAUGCCACAACACCAAUACGCUCUGCCGCUUCCCAACGUGAGAACCAAGAAUGACCUGAUGAACAUCGAUCAAUUCUUGGAGCAGAUGCAAUCCACCGUGUACGAGAAUUCCAACGCCGCCGCCGCCGCCGGAAUUCAGCAACCAGGUGCUCACUACACUCACUCCGGCGUGAACUUCCGCCAGAGCCACUCCCCUCCCCAGACGACCCUCCAUGGCCUGAGUCACAUGGCUCCCCACGCGUCUUCGUCUCACGUGUCUGCUCCGAUGAUGUCCAGCCACCACUCCUCGCACUCCACCACAUCUGGAACCCCGGCCUUGACUCCACCAUCAAGCUCCGUCUCUUACACUUCGGGCCACUCCCCCGUUUCGUCCCAUGGCAUGUCUCCCAUUUCAAGGCACAGCUCCACCUCAGCGCAAUACCCAAGCUUGCCGGCCGUCUCGAUGGGAUACUCACCUCACUCCGCCACUGCGCCUACGUCAACCCUCGGACCCAACUUUGACAGUGAUCCCCGCCGCCGUUACUCGGGAGGCAUGCUCCAAAGAAGCGCCAACCCCAUGCGCAGCACGGAGAUGGAUUCCUCAGAUGAUUCUUCAUCCCCAUCAUCAAAGGAGACCACUCCUACGCUCCGCAACUCUGUUGUCUCGAGCAACAUCGACCCAGCUCUCUCUGGCGUGAUGUCCCCGAGCGCCCAGUCGGAGAGUGGCGAGUCGGCCAAGGACCGUGCUGAGGAGGCUUGGAUCGAGAACAUCCGUGUGGUCGAGGCCCUGCGCAAGCUCAUCCAGGACAAGCUCGAGCGUCGUGAGUAUGUUGAGGAUGAGGAUCAUGAUGUGUCGAUGGGCGGAACUGAGGUGAAGCAAGAGGAGAAGAGUACAGAAAGCCUGUACCCCACUCUGCGAGCGGAUGACGAUUGA
Drepanopeziza brunnea f. sp. 'multigermtubi' MB_m1 is the source of this 2121-nucleotide messenger RNA. RefSeq lists its product as uncharacterized. Gene Ontology annotation, cellular component: nucleus. Gene Ontology annotation, biological process: positive regulation of transcription by RNA polymerase II. Lineage: Eukaryota; Fungi; Ascomycota; Leotiomycetes; Helotiales; Drepanopezizaceae. The record is from RefSeq and is a predicted model, not a curated record.